Molecule: messenger RNA, 1615 nt
Organism: Dicentrarchus labrax (European seabass)
Lineage: Eukaryota; Metazoa; Chordata; Actinopteri; Moronidae
Product: ras association domain-containing protein 7
Exons: 6
Coding region: 123-1274 (383 amino acids)
Biological process (GO): signal transduction
Source: RefSeq, a predicted model, not a curated record
UGUCUGUAGGUGAGUGUUUGGUUCACAGACGCCCACCAGCCUGAACACACAACAUUGAGAAAGAACAAGAACUAUCAGUGAGACUGACAGAAACUUGAAGUAACAGUUUCUGAAGGUGAGCGAUGGAGCUGAAGGUGUGGGUGGAUGGUGUGGUCAGAGUGGUCUGCGGCCUGUCGCUGACCACUUCCUGCCAGGAUGUCGUCAUAGCUCUCGCACAAGCAAUUGGUCAGACGGGUCGUUACAUUCUCAUCUUGAAGCUACGAGGGACAGAGAGACAGCUAGUUGCUGACGACUGUCCUCUCCAGCAUCUGGCUCAGCUGGGACAGCUGGGUGCGGAGGUCCAGUUCGUUCUGCGGAGGACCGGUCCCAGCCUCAGUGACGGUCCAGACACACCCUCCAGAGAGAGACAUCUUCCCCUGCCCAGACCCUCAGAACCAGAGCCCCUCAAACGCAAGGAGCCACAGAAGGCUCUCACCUUCAGUCUGGGUCCUUCAACAUUUCCCAGGAGGACUAAACCAAACAGGGCCUGGUCCCCGUCGCCCCGAGCCUCCCCAGAACCGAGAGCUUCCCCAGUCUCUUUCCUAGACCCCCUCUAUUCCUCAGCCAAAGAGGAGGCGUUCAGGCAGAUUCUGCAGCAACAGAGGAGGCUACAGGACCUGGAGAUCCAGCUUCAAGCUCUGGAGAGAGAGACAGAGGUGAGGGAGCGGGAGAUUUUAUCGGCUCCAGCUCCCAGUCUGGUCCCCGCAGGAGAACUGGAGGAGCUGGAGCGGCGGCUAAGGCAGAACGAGGCAGAGCUGAUGCACCGGGAGAACUGGGAGGAACAGUUGCAGGAGGAGAUGGACAGAGAACAAGAAAUGCACAGACGUCUACACCAGAUACACUCAUCAGUGGAGGAUCACAGCUAUCAGAUCAAAGAUCUCCGAGCCCGGUCUGCACAUCUAGAACAGGACCUAAAACUCAUAGCCCGCAGGAACAGCACUCGGGAGGGCCCUCGGCAGCCGGACGAGGCCCUGGAGCCCCUGAAGCAGGAGCUCCACCACCGCCGGCAGCAGGGAGAAGAACUGGAUGCAGCGCUGACAGAGACACAGAGGGAGCUGCGAGCUGCAGAGGAAAAGCUACAGGACAGAUAUCAGAUGAUUGAGGAGCUGAAUAAGGAGCUGAGACAGUGUAAUCUGCAGCAGUUUAUCCAGCAGACCGGCAGUCCUCACGCAGACCAGACCAACUCCCUGCCCUUCACCGACGUUUACCUCAGCAACGCUGGUAUAAUGGAGUAAGACCCCAAACACCGACGUCAUAGACUGGAAGUAAAACCUGUUCUCUGAAACCUUUAAGGACUGUCCAGACCCAGACCCUACUGUGUGUGUGUGUGUGUGUGUGUGUGUGUGUGUGUGUGUGUGUGUGUGUGUGUGUGUGUGUGUGUGUGUGAUAAGCCAAUCACUGCCAGGUUCUCUGUAAAAGUACAUUUGAGUAUUUUUGAAAUAAAAUAAAACAAAUAUUGAUGCUACUGAUAAAAAAUAAUAUUUUUAUAUGUUCAUGUUGUUAAUAUUUCCCAUUUAAACUUGUCACAUAAAGUCUUUAUUGUAAUUACAAAUAAACCUUUUACAGACCAUAAUAA